GGUCCCCAAGGAGAGCCAGGACCUCCAGGUCAACAGGGAACCCCAGGAACUCAGGGAAUGCCGGACCUCAGGGACCUGUCGGACCCCCAGGAGAGAAAGGUCCCACAGGAAAACCAGGUCUGCCAGGAAUGCCUGGUGCUGAUGGCCCUCCUGGUCACCCAGGAAAGGAGGGGCCUUCUGGCACCAAAGGAAACCAGGGUCCCAACGGUCCCCAGGGAGCUAUUGGCUAUCCUGGUCCUCGUGGCAUCAAGGGAGCUCAAGGAAUCCGUGGUCUGAAGGGCCACAAGGGAGAGAAGGGAGAAGAUGGUUUCCCUGGAAUUAAAGGAUUUGGUGCCAAGGGAGAGAGGGGUGAGCUUGGAGUACCAGGGCCCAGAGGAGAGGAUGGUCCAGAGGGGCCAAAGGGUCGCGUCGGACCCCCUGGUGAGAUCGGACCAAUUGGUCUGGUUGGAGAGAAGGGUAAACUUGGUGUACCUGGACUUCCUGGAUAUCCUGGAAGACAAGGACCCAAGGGAUCUCUCGGAUUCCCAGGAUUCCCUGGUUCAAACGGCGAGAAGGGAACACGGGGUCUUUCUGGCAAACCAGGACCAAGAGGACAAAGAGGACCAACGGGCCCCAGAGGGCAGAGAGGACCGAGGGGCGCAACCGGGAAACCAGGAGCAAAGGGAACUUCAGGAAGUGAUGGCCCUCCUGGUCCUCCUGGAGAGAGGGGAUUGCCUGGGCCUCAGGGAGCCAACGGUUUCCCCGGACCAAAGGGACCUCCUGUAAGAAAAUGUUUUGGGACCACAGGAAAGGAUGGACUGCCUGGACACCCGGGCAGAGAGGAGAAGUUGUAAGUUGGUUUCCAAGGUAAGAUGGGUCCACCUGGGCCUCCUGGAGUUGUUGGACCUCAGGGUCCAUCAGGAGAGACCGGCCCCAUGGGCGAGCGUGGCCACCCCGGACCCCCAGGUCCACCUGGGAGAGCAGGGACUUCCUGGUCCCUCAGGAAAAGGAGGGCACCAAAGGGAGAUCCUGGACCACCAGGAGGUCCUGGUAAAGAUGGGCCCUCAGGACUGAGAGGCUUCCCCGGAGAGAGAGGACUGCCUGGAACCCCUGGAGGUGGAGGACUGAAGGGAAGUGAAGGACCUGCCGGACCUCCUGGACCUGCUGGUCUCCCUGGUGAGAGGGGACCAGCUGGUACUGCUGGACCUGUUGGACCUCCUGGCAGACCAGGCCCUCAGGGGCCUCCAGGACCUGCUGGAGAGAAGGGAGUUCCUGGCGAGAAAGGGCCAAUUGGCCCAGCAGGUCGUGAUGGAGUGCAGGGUCCCGUGGGUCUGCCUGGCCCUGCUGGACCACCUGGAGUACCUGGAGAGGACGGAGACAAGGGUGAGGUUGGAGAGCCUGGUCAGAAGGGCGCCAAGGGAGCGAAAGGAGAGCAUGGUCCUCCUGGUCCACCUGGGCCAAUGGGUCCCGUCGGUCAGCCUGGUCCUGCUGGUGCUGAUGGAGAGCUUGGACCAAGGGGCCAGCAGGGGCCUUUUGGAGCUAAAGGUGAUGAAGGAUCCAGAGGAUUCCCAGGAGCCCCAGGACCAAUCGGACUGCAGGGAUUGCCAGGACCACCAGGUGAGAAGGGAGAGACAGGAGAUGUUGGACCUCUGGGUCCUCCAGGUCCUCCAGGACCCCGCGGCCCUGCUGGGCCCAGUGGUGCUGAUGGUCCUCAAGGUCCUCCCGGUGGUUUGGGUAAUCCUGGACCUCUUGGAGAGAAGGGAGAGCCUGGUGAGGCUGGACCACCUGGAAUUGUAGGAGAGCCUGGAAAGAAGGGUCCUCGUGGAGAGCGUGGAGAGAAGGGAGAGGCCGGACAACCUGGAACUGCUGGACCUGCUGGAGGACGAGGACGACCUGGAGACGACGGGCCCAAAGGAAACCCUGGUCCUGUUGGCUUCCCUGGUGAUCCUGGUCCCCCUGGUGAGGUUGGACCCAGAGGUCAAGAUGGCGCCAAGGGAGAAAGAGGAGAAGACGGUGAACCUGGAGAAUCUGGCUCCCCUGGACCUCCUGGUGAGAACGGACCUCCCGGGCCCCCAGGAAAGAGGGGUCCUGCUGGAACAAGAGGACCUGAGGGACGUCAGGGAGAGAAGGGAACCAAGGGAGACCCAGGUGCUGUUGGACCACCAGGUAAAACUGGCCCCGUCGGUCCCCAGGGCCCACCAGGAAAACCAGGAACAGAAGGUCUCAGAGGACUCCCAGGAUCAGUGGGUGAGCAAGGAUCCCCAGGACCUGCUGGACAGAAAGGACCACCUGGACCUCUUGGUCCACCCGGUUUGCCCGGUCUGCGUGGAGAUCCUGGUGCCAAGGGAGAGAAGGGACACCCAGGUCUUAUUGGUCUCAUUGGACCCCCAGGAGAGCAGGGAGAGAAGGGAGACCGAGGUCUGGCUGGUCCUCAGGGAUCCUCCGGCCCUAAAGGAGAGCCUGGAAUGCCUGGAGGCACUGGACCCAUCGGCCCUGCUGGUCCUCCUGGUCUGCCUGGUCCUCAAGGUAUCAAAGGAGCUAAGGGUGCUACUGGAGGAGCUGGUCCAAAGGGAGAAAAGGGUGUACAGGGAUCUCCUGGCCCUCCAGGCCCACCAGGUGAGGUCAUUCAGCCCUUGCCCAUCCAGAGGAGUCCCAAGUCCAAGCGCUCCAUCGACGCCAGCCAGCUGCUCCCCGAGUCCGAUCCUGACAUGCCUGCAUCUGAUGCCGCUGGCACUGAGUUCCUGAUGGGCAGUGAGGGCAUGGAGGAAAUCUUCGGCUCUCUCAACUCCCUUCGACAGGAGAUCGAGACCAUGCGUUUCCCUCUGGGCACCCAGGACAGCCCUGCCCGCACCUGUCAGGACCUGCACCUCAGCCAGCCAGACCUCAAAGACGGAGAGUACUGGAUCGACCCCAACCAGGGCUGCUCCAGAGACUCCUUCAAGGUCUUCUGCAAUUUCACCAAUGGAGCAGAGACUUGCCUGUAUCCCAGCAAGAGCAUCAACACGGUGAAGAUGAGCUCCUGGGACAAAGAGACUCCAGGAUCCUGGUACAGUCAGUUCACCACUGGUAGUAAGUUCUCCUAUGUGGACUCUAAUGGCGAGCCUGUGGGUGUGGUCCAGUUGGGCUUCCUGCGUCUCUUGAGCGUCCAGGCCCGCCAGAACUUCACCUACAACUGCCACCGCUCAGUGGCCUGGUCCGACAGAAGCGCCAAGAACAACUACGAGAGGGCGCUUCACCUCCAGGGUGCAAACGAGGAGGAGCUGAGCUACGAGACCAACCCUUACAUCAAAGCCUUGGUCGAUGGCUGCUCUUAUCGUAAGGGCUUUGACAGGACAGUCCUGGAGAUCAACACACCACAGGUGGAGCAUCUUCCUCUGCUGGAUAUCAAAGUGUCAGACUUUGGGGAGAGCAACCAGCAGUUUGGCUUUGAAGUGGGACCUGUCUGUUUCCAAGGCUAAAAACACACAUAUACACACACCAUGCAGAGAACAACACAUGCAAAUGCUCACACACACAUGCACUUAGAGACACACUUAUAUAUAAUAAACAUACAUGCCCAGUAAUUUGUAAAUUAACUUGUAAAUGAUAUGAAAUACACACACAAACCCACAGACACACACACACUUACACACACAGAUGCUGUUGUGAGACAAACACGCACUCACACUCAAGUACGUGCCUGGGGAAAGCAACAUCCUCCCAACAAUUAAUGGACGUCAAAAAAAAAAAAAAAAGAGGAGAGAAAUAAAAAAAACUCGCGAAGAGGAGACCAUCGCUCAGGCGAACAAACGCGAGAAAGGAAGAAAAAACCAGGAGAGAGUGUUCUUCGGAAUAAAACAGUGUUUUCUUUACCAGCAGCGAAAGGGGCCGGCCUGAGAAAGAGAGCGCAAGCCGGCAACUUGAGGCCUGAAGCCCCCCGUCUCCGAUCCCCCUCUCACUCUUCUCUCCUCCCCGCUGUCUCUCUUUUUUCCACUCAUCUCACCUGCUCUACCUCCCCCCUCCUCCUCCCAAAAAAGGGUCACACUCAGACAUCAUUUCGAUUUCUUUAAUCCCACAUUGACAUUGCGAGCAGUUUGUUUGACAGUCACUUUUUUUUAUGACAAGAGGCUCCAUGAUGUUUUGAACAGUUAAACUGUGUUGUGGUUCGUGGCCUUGGCGUUUGUGGGGCAUUUAUUCCUUUAGUCAUUCAGAUAAAAAGUUGCUGAGAAUUGAAAGUUUUGAAUCAACUUUUCAUCUGUUUUGCAUUUGCCAGCCAGAACUACUCAUGAGCCACAAAUCUAAUCAAAACAGCAGACACCAAAACUGACAGGAAAAUGACAGCCAGUAGUCACAUAAACAUUUGUGGCAUCUCUGUAAGGGCUAACUUCUCUGUCUACUCCUGUAGUGACUUGUCAGUCAUGUUGCUCACAUUGGAAACACAGAGUAACUCUCAGCUCUUAUCUUAUUGCAUCAAAAGGAACCAAAGAAUUAAUGCCACCAGUUUCCACCCAGAACAAAAAGAGGGAACUGACCAAAUAAUACCAGCAGGGUCCUGCUUGUCAGACUGAUCUGUUCUUGUCUUGUUCAAACUGCCACCAAGUGAAUUUUUACAUUUUGUAAUAUUCUCCUUAUGACCACCUUGCAGUUUUAUUAAAACAGUCUAAAAAUGUGAUUCACAGCUCUAACUGACGAUUUAAAAAUCUUUCUGUUGAUAUGCAGUGAGGUCAGUGGAGUCCAGUGUGAAACAGGAUUUAUUCUUUUUUAACUGGACAAUCUGUCCUCAGCCCUGAGAGCAGCAGAAACUCUCUUCUGAACUGUUCAUUUGUUAACAUUGGACAAAACCUGCUGCGUGCAGUGAGGCAGGAUAGAAGAUGUGUCGAUACCUGAACCAGUGAAUUUAAAAGCCAUUAUUUUUGUAAACUGUGCUUAAUGUGAUGCUAUUGUACUUGCAUGUUACUGGUUCCUUUUAAAAUGGCUGAUGAUUCUUCUUUAAAUCAUGGAUCAUGCUACCAGGGUCACGACCACAGUCCAGUAUUUCCUGAGUCACUUUCUGGUUACUUUGAUUUUUGUUUUCCAUCCAGAACACAUUUUCUGACUUUGCAUCCAAGCACAGAACAUCAUCAGGGUUUAAAUAUGUACAUCAGAUUCAAAGUUCCCUCCUCUUUUUUCUGUAGCAGUGAAUAAAAAGCAUGCUUUACUGAAAGAAACUGUGUGGCAAGGUGCUAAUUAUACCAAAUCAUAAAAGUUUUAGUAUUCACUUUGAGUCCUCCAUUUUCUUUAGUCUCUUUUUUUACAAUUUCAUGAAGCUUUUUACUGGGGAAAAUGUGCAUUACACUCCAUUUGUACAGAAAUAGUGAUAUUCUAUUGUAUUUAUUUAAAACAAACAGGGUGCUUUGAGAUUAAAAAAACAAGAACCACCAAAUAUUCCAGUCAAAUGUGGUAUAUUUCAUUUGUAUUUAUUUCCUGUAGCUGACACUUGAAGGUCAAGUGAAGCAAGUGACUUACAUGUUAAACUCACUACCAGCCUGAGUAAUGGUGCUUCUGUUCACGCCCUGUCCAAACUCCUUUUGUACAACCAAAGAAUCUGUGGCCAUAUUUUAUUGUAAUAUCCCUUUUUAGUGUUUUCAUCAACUGUACUGUGCUGUUAAAUUUUGCUUCCACUGUAAUAAUUAAAUGGUGACUCUCCA
This is a messenger RNA of Lates calcarifer (barramundi perch), 5645 nucleotides long. RefSeq names its product collagen alpha-1(V) chain-like. The record is from RefSeq and is a predicted model, not a curated record. Gene Ontology annotation, cellular component: collagen trimer. Gene Ontology annotation, molecular function: extracellular matrix structural constituent. Gene Ontology annotation, biological process: cartilage development; collagen fibril organization; sensory perception of sound. NCBI's taxonomy places the organism in Eukaryota, Metazoa, Chordata, Actinopteri, Centropomidae.